AUGGCUGUACAGUAUCUGGUAUGCAAAAGGAAGCUUGAAAGUAAAAAGGAGGCAUUGCUAAUCCUUUCCAAAGAGCUGGACACCUGUCAACAAGAAAGAGACCAAUACAAGCUUAUGGCCAACCAGUUACGGGAACGACACCAGUCUCUGAAAAAGAAGUAUCGGGAGCUGAUUGAUGGGGAUCCAUCCCUUCCACCUGAAAAGAGGACACAGGCAAAUCUUGCUCAACUACUGAGUGAGGCUCAAGAUCGAAAUAAGCAUCUUGGAGAAGAGAUUAGAGAGCUUCAACAGAGACUGGGAGAAGUACAAGGGGACAAUAAGCUCCUCCGAAUGACAAUAGCAAAGCAAAGACUUGGAGAUGAUGAAGUUGGGGCUCGCCACUUUGCAGCACAUGAACGGGAAGACCUUGUUCAACAAUUGGAGAAGGCUCGAGAACAAAUUGAGAGUCUGAGAUACGAUUUUCAGGCUGCACUGGAUGAGUUACAGGAUGUGAAAGAGGAACGCUCUUUUUACCAAGAUAAGUCUGACAGGCUAAACCAAGAACUUAAUCAUGUCUUAGGAGGGCAUGAAAACCGUAUCAUAGAUGUAGAUGCUCUGUGUAUGGAGAACAGGUAUCUUCAGGAGAGAUUAAAACAACUUCAAGAGGAAGUCAACCUUCUUAAGUCUAAUAUUACUAAAUAUAAGAAUGCACUAGAGAGACGGAAAAAUUCAAAGACUCAUGGCAGAUCCAGUAGCAGUGCUCUGACUGGUGUCCUGUCUGCAAAGCAAGUCCAAGAGUUGUUGUCGGAGGAUCAUGGAUGUAGCCUACCAGCCACACCACAGUCCAUUUCAGAUCUCAAAUCACUGGCCACUGCGUUGCUGGAAACUAUCCAUGAAAAAAACAUGGUCAUACAACACCAAAGGCAAACCAACAAAAUUCUAGGUAAUCGAGUGGCAGAACUAGAAAAGAAAUUAAGAACUUUGGAAAUUGCUGGCUUGUGGAGUCUUCCAGGUGGAAAGGAUACCAUAACAUUCAGUGACCCAACCUUGCCUGUUAUACAGCGGUCCAGGUCACCGUUGUUAGCGUUUACUGAUAAGCCACAGAAAACUGAAGUACAAGGUGAGCACCUGGAACAACAGAAGGGAGAACGUGAUGAAACUUGUGCUGUUGCAAGUGCGUCCCUGGCUCCAGAGGGAGCGAACUUAAAUAACAGAAACCAAAAUAAACAUUUUUAUCCUUCAUUACCCCAGCUACCUUCUGAGGAAGAAGAAAUAAACAAGCUUGGAAGUCAGAUAAUUGAACUGACAGAGCAGGCAGUAGCAGAACUGGAAGGGAAAAGCGCAGGCGCUUCUGCAGGGGCGCAGAACACGGUGGUUGGAACAGAGUUUAAUGGUUCAUCCGAGGGAGAGUUCCCACUUUCCAGCCCUGACUCAUCUGACCCCACAGAUCCCUUAAACUCAGAGAACGAACAAACAGCUGAAGCUGAGGCCCUGAAAGACAAUGACAAAACCUCAGAGAGCGACUGUGAAAUUCCCGAUGAAGGCGGGGAUCAAAAUAGCAGCACCGUGGAUGUGGUGCAUGCUGAGGACCCUGGAAGGCACGGAGGGCUCAGUGUUACAACUGCACACACAAAUAACAGCUUUGAGGAGCUCCCUGAAUCUGAAAACAAGAAACCAUCUGAUUCUGCUGAAAACUGUGAAUAUUUGGAUAACAGUUUGGCUUGA
Charadrius vociferus (killdeer) is the source of this 1704-nucleotide messenger RNA. It is a transcript of the gene CCDC149, whose product is annotated as coiled-coil domain containing 149. The record is from RefSeq and is a predicted model, not a curated record. NCBI's taxonomy places the organism in Eukaryota, Metazoa, Chordata, Aves, Charadriiformes, Charadriidae. The transcript is spliced from 12 exons. Bases 1 to 1704 code for a protein of 567 amino acids.